This is a messenger RNA of Ictidomys tridecemlineatus (thirteen-lined ground squirrel), 5178 nucleotides long. Lineage: Eukaryota; Metazoa; Chordata; Mammalia; Rodentia; Sciuridae. The record is from RefSeq and is a predicted model, not a curated record.
AGUUGAGCUCCAAUGUGCAACAAUGGAUGACGACAGCCUGGACCAGCCUGUGGCACAGAGCCCGUGUCCGGAUGGAUGCCCCCGAGUGGGCCCUGCAGACCUGACCAGCAGUGCUGGUCUAGAAGAAAGCAGCGAUGGUCACAGUGGGGACUCUGAGGACGACACGGGCAGUGAGCAUGGAGACUGCACAGACAGAGAGGAUGAGGAGGCAGCCUCUGAGGAGGAAGACCCAGAAGAUGGAUCAGGUUCCCAAGAUUCUGAAGAUGAAGUGGAAUCGUUGGUGGCAGCAACAGAUGCUCAGGGGAAGCUGGAAGCCAGGAGCACUCUCAGUUCUGAUGAGGAUGUGGAGAGCUGCCCAAUUUGUCUCAAUGUGUUCAGAGACCAGGCCGUGGGCACACCAGAGACCUGUGCCCACUACUUCUGCUUGGACUGCAUUGUCGAGUGGUCCAGGAAUGCCAACUCCUGUCCAGUUGAUCGAACAAUAUUUAAAUGUAUUUGUAUUCGAGCUCAAUUUGGUGGUAAAAUCUUAAAGAAGAUUCCAGUGGAGAGCACCAGAGCCCAUGAGGAAGAGGAGGACCCGACCUUCUGUGAGGUGUGUGGCAGAAGCGACCGUGAGGACCGGCUCCUGCUCUGCGAUGGCUGUGACGCUGGGUACCACAUGGAGUGUUUAGAGCCCCCUCUGCGGGAGGUGCCCGUGGAUGAGUGGUUUUGUCCAGAGUGUGCAGUGCCCUCCACUGCUUCUGCCGCUGAUGCCGGUCCUGUGAGUGAGGAGGAGGUCUCCCAGCUCUUGGCCGAUGUGGUGCCCACCACCAGCAGGCUGCGGCCUAACACAGGCCGGACCCGGGCCAUCGCUAGGACACGUCAGAGUGAGAGAGUGAGAGCAACCGUGAACCGGAACCGGAUCUCCACAGCCAGGAGGGUCCAGCACGUGCCAAGGUACCUCAUGUCUGCUCUGCUGGAUGAGACCAUCGAGGCUGUUGCAACUGGCCUGAGCACAGCAGUGUACCAGCGCCCCCUGACGCCUCGAGGCCCCGUGCGACGGAAGAGGAAGACAGGGAGACGGAAGAAAGUGCCGGGAAGAAGGAAAACACAGUCCAGGUCUUCUACGAAAAGUAAAGGUGCCAGCACAAGAUCUAAGAAGCGUCAGCGUCACGGGAAGAGGAGGAAAGGGAGAGUCCCAAAGGCCCAGGUGAAGAAUGAAGUCACGGCUCGUUCUCGAAUUGCACGGACGCUGGGCCUCUGUAGGCCUGUCCGAGGUACCUGUAUGCCAUCAGUGUACAAGCCAGUGGACCCCUCCCUGGGGCUGAUGCGGGCAGAUAUUGGAGCAGCUUCCUUAUCGCUGUUUGGGGACCCCUACGAGCUGGACCCCUUUGACAGUGAAGAGCUGUCUGCAAACCCUGCCUCUCCUCUGAGUACGAAGCGGAGGGUCCUGUCCCGCUCGGCUCUGCAGUCUCACCAGCCCGUAGCCAGGCCCGUCUCCGUGGGGCUCUCCAGGAGGCCGCUCCCUGCCACCCAGGAGGAGAGCGUGGAGGAGGCACCUCUCCCAGACCUGCUGGGGAGCAUCCUGUCAGGCCAGAGCCUACUGAUGAUGAGCAGCGCGGACGUGGUCAUCCACCGGGACGGCUCUCUCAGUGCCAAGAGGGCAGCUCCAAUUUCUCUUCAGCGGAACUCGGUGGGUGUGUCCGGAGGUGAGGAAAGGUCCAGGCCCAGGGACAGCCUGCAGACUGGAGUACCAUCCUCGGGGAUCCCGGCUAGCAGACUCACAGGAGACAGGCCGCAGAGCUCAGGGCUGAGCGGCCAGGCCAGGUCGGCCCCACAUAACCCUGCUUGUUCAGCAGGGGUGCCUGUACGGCCGGGUGCCUCCCCGGCUCCUGGAUCAGGCCAGGCUCAGAACCUGUCAAACGGGAGUGGGCCUAGCUUGCGACAAAGUGGCAGCCCCUGGUUUAAUGGCACCAGCAAGCAGUCCUUAUCUCUCGGUUCUGCCUCAUCUAAGAUCUCCAGCAGUUGCUCCAACUCUCCAUUAGGAAGUGUAGCCCUAGGUCACACCCCAAAACCACCUCCUCGGAGGACCGCCAUCUCCGAACUGCCCAGGAUACCGAAGAUCCAAAGGGACGGCACUGGCAGCAGGCAAGACGCAGCCCCACCCCAAGGACAGAGUGUGGAGAUCCCCAGCACCUGCAUCAGUCGCCUAACAGGCAGGGAGGGCCCUGGGCAGCCAGCGCAAGGCCGGGCAGAGAACGAGCCCAGCAACAGGGGCCCCCAGAACUCUGGGUCACACACAGGCAGCUCCCGGCCCCCAGCUCCCAGCUCUCAUGGCAGCCUAGCCUCCCUGGGGCCCUCGAGAGGAAAGGGUCUUGGGUCCACCUUUGAGAGCUUCAGAAUCAACAUCCCUGGAAACACAGCACACUGCAGCCGACUGUCCAGCCCUGGCUUCUGCAACACUUUCCGGCCUGUGGACAGCAAGGUACAGAGGAAGGAGAACCCUUCCCCGCUAUUCUCUAUCAAGAAGACGAAGCAGCUCAAGAGUGAGAUAUAUGACCCCUUUGACCCCACAGUUUCUGACUCAAGCCCUCCCAGCAGCAGCCCUGAGAGUCUUGGCCCCAGCCUCCUACCAUCGGAGAUUACAAGAACCAUCUCCAUCAACAGUCCCAAGGCCCCGGCAUUUCAGGCUGUGCGCUGUGUCACCUCCUAUACUGUGGAAAGUGUCUUUGAGACCGAGGCGGAGCCCCCUGGUACACCUGUGUCCAGUGUGCUCAAGGUCCGGGGUGAGGGUGCUACUGAGGGGGCCUCUGAUGUGGAGCAAGAAGAGCUAGGUGAGGAGCCUACAGAAAGCCGGGGCCCUGCUGCCCGGGCACAGAGACCAUCCCCCCAGGACCCCUGGGAUGACGAAGAUGGUGCUGCCCACGGCACCUUCUUUGGCUCUGAGGAGCGGAUGGUAACCUGUGUGACUAUCCUGGAGCCGGAGGCCUCCCCCAGCCCAGAUGCACCACAGGCAGCCACCCACAGGAUUGUGGAGCUGCGGGCCCCAUCCCGCUCCCGCUCCACCUCCAGCAGCAGGAAGAAGGCCAAGAGGAAAAGGGGGACCAAGGAGCACCGGCGGACACGCUCCAGGACCCACUCUGGCUCCAGAGACAGGACCUCACACUCAGCUUCACCCUCGGUUGAGGAGCACUCCAGGGGGCGCCAGGCCAAGGCCAAACACAGGAGGUCUUCCAGUGACCGCGCCAGCAGCCAGGAGAGAGCCAAGAGGAGGAAGGCCCAGGACAGGAGUAGGGAGCGGAGGAGAGACUCCAGGGGACGAGGCCGGAGGAGGUCCCGGUCACGCUCAGGAAGCCCCGCCAGUUCCUCCUGCGAGCGGUAUGGGAGCAGGAGAAAGAGGAGGCGACAGUCGGGGUCCAGGUCUCGUGGGAGGGACUGCUCUCCACCCAGCAGCCUGGAGAGGGCCCGGAGGCACAAGCACCAGCGGGAAAGGAGCCGAGAGCGGCCCAACAAGGAGAGCACAGGCCGGGCCCGAGAGAGAAGGAAGUGGAGGUCACGGUCGCCCAGCUCAGAGCACAGGGCACGAGAGCCCCGGCAGCCACGUUCCCGAGAGAAGCGGCCCCGCUCCCUGGAGAGGAAGGGAACUGCCAAGGAGGCGUCCCCGGUGCCCGCUCUGCAGCAGGAGCUGAGGCAGGGUGGAGACCACUCAGUAACUCCACCGGUCCCAGCAGAGGCAGGCAUCGUGGCAGAGGUGGGGGUGUCUGGCCAGGUGCUCCCACAGGCACCCCCUGUCCUGGAGGAGCCAGCUGAGUGUGCACCUGAGGACCUGGAUUAUGGGGCCUCUGUGGAGGCGGGCCACGUCUUCGAGGACUUCUCAAGUGAAGCCAUCUUCAUCCAGCUGGAUGACAUGAGCUCACCUCCUUCCCCCGAAAGCACUGACUCCUCCCCAGAACGAAGCUUCCUGCCCAACCCUGCACGGCCCCCAGCCCCGCAGGCACAAGACCCCACCCUGGCUGCCAUCCAGAGGGAGGUGUCACUAAUCCACAGUGAAGACGCUGUGCACCCCCUGCCCCCGGCAGAGGGACCCCCAGAGCAGCGCCCACUCAGGCCAGACUUGGCAGAGAACACUGUCAUGGCUCCCAGCGCCCUGGGUGUGGCACCAGUAGAGGAGGACAGCCCCUCAGGGAGUGGGAGGGUGUGCCAGGUGGCCAGGCCUGAGGAAGCAGCAGUGCAAGCCCCCCUGCUGCGGUCCCGUGCCUUGGUGAAACGCGUCACUUGGAACCUCCAGGAGUCUGAGGGGGCCGCUGUGGUCCCGGACAGAGGCUCAAGGACGCCACUUCACAGGCCACAGAGGCCGCGGGAAGAAGCCUGGGACACUGAGGAUGGGGGCCCCAUAGGCGACACUCAGGCGCUGAUCUCUGAGCUGCCACCUCCCAGCCACAUACUCCUAGAGCCUGGAUUCCCUGACAUGAACCCCUCUCAGGUUUACAGCUCCAACAUGCCUCCCGGCUUGGCUCAGCCUCCAAGCAUCCCACCGUACACACUGAUCAGCCAACCCUCAGUCCAGUUUAUCCUACAAGGGAGCCUUCCUCUCGCGGGCUGUGGGGUGGCCCAGAGUGUGGCCCCUGUGCCCACCGCACUAGCUACAGCCUCAGAGCCAGCUGGUCAAGCCAGCACCACUGACUUGGAGGAGAGGACGGCCACUCCCAGGCCAGCCGCAGAAAAGACCAGGAAGGAGGAAUACAUGAAGAAGCUGCACAUGCAGGAGCGAGCUGUGGAGGAGGUGAAGCUGGCCAUCAAACCCUUCUACCAGAAGAGAGAGGUGACCAAGGAGGAGUACAAGGACAUCCUACGCAAAGCCGUGCAGAAGAUCUGCCACAGCAAGAGUGGUGAAAUCAACCCUGUGAAGGUGGCCAAUCUGGUGAAGGCCUACGUGGACAAGUAUAGGCACAUGCGUAAGCACAGGAAGACUGAGGCUGGGGAGGAGCCGCCCGCCCAGGGGACCGAGGCCUGAGACCCUUGAGCCUUUGUGACAAAGGCCUGGGGCCACCAGCACUCCUGCCUUUGGGCUCCCGUGAUGACACCGGUCUGCACCUGUCUUGCUCACAGUUGAAAACUGGACUUUUUUAUAUGUAUAUUAUAGAUACACUGUUUCCAUUGUGUUCUAAUUUAUCAAAAAUGGCUUAUCUUUAGAAACUU